Molecule: messenger RNA, 1221 nt
Organism: Morus notabilis
Lineage: Eukaryota; Viridiplantae; Streptophyta; Magnoliopsida; Rosales; Moraceae
Product: serpin-ZX
Exons: 2
Coding region: 1-1221 (406 amino acids)
Molecular function (GO): serine-type endopeptidase inhibitor activity
Source: RefSeq, a predicted model, not a curated record
AUGGCAAGAUCAAACCCCAACCAUUUCAGGACCGACUUCUGCUUGGUCUUGGCAAACCAAGUCUUAGAAGACGAAGCCACAAAGGGCAAUACUAAUUCCAAUAUUGUGGUAUCUCCUUUAUCAUUACACGUUAUAUUAAGCUUGGUUGCUGCAGCCUCAAAAGGGCAUACUUUGGAACAACUGCUGUUCUUUUUGGGGUCAACAAGUGUUAGUGAUUUAAGUUUGUUGACUUCACAUAUGUUCAAUCUGACAUCACUUGAUGAUCACGAGGAAAGUGAGGUUCUAAGUGCGGGUGAUCAUCUGCUCUUGUCUUUUGUUUAUGGUGCUUGGAUCGAUCGGAGGUUCAAUUUGAAGCCAUCUUUUGAAAGGCUUGUCAAAGAUCAUUACAAAGCCGAGAUCAGAAAUGACAUUGACUUUUUAAACGAGCCUCUAGAAGCAGUGGAUGAAAUCAAUUCUUGGGCUGAAAAAGCAACCAAAGGACUCGUAACAAAACUCCUCCCUUAUGAUUCCGUAAACUGUGACACUGCACUUGUUCUUGCAAAUGCACUUUACUUCAAAGCAAAAUGGGAAAAAAAAUUUGACGCGUCAAGGACUCAAGCCAGGAACUUUCACCUCCUCAAUGGCCAAAUUGUUCAAGCUCCGUUCAUGACCACUGACAGUUUCUUAGGGAGAUACCAUCUAUACAAAUGUUUCGAUGGCUUUAAGGUUCUUCAAAUCCCCUACCAAAGUGGUCAGGAUCCUCCAAAAUUUUCCAUGUACUUUUUCCUUCCAGACGCGAAGGACGGCCUCCUCAAUCUAAUCCAAAAGCUUAAAUCAAAUCCUGAUUUGUUGUAUAAAAAAUUUGAGCUGACAGAAGACAAGCUCACUGAUUUUUGGAUUCCAAAAUUCAAAUUCUCGUUCGGUUUUAAAGCUUCGGACACAAUGAGGAAAAUGGGGCUUGAAAAAAUUUUCAACCCCGGGGAGCUAACUGAGAUGCUUAAUAUUCCUGAUAUUGCUAAUCGGAAGCUCUUUGUUGCGUCAAUAUUUCACAAGUCUUACAUUGAAGUUAACGAGGUAGGAACUGAAGCUGCGGCUAGCACUGCUGUAUUAUUUGAACUACAACGUGCAAGACGCUAUCCCAGCUUUGUGGCUGACCAUCCUUUCUUAUUUAUGAUUAGAGAAGAGAGACAUGGGAUUGUUUUCUUUGUUGGAGCAGUGCUUAACCCUCUCCUGGAUUCCUAA